AUGCCCUUAAUACUCGCAAAAGCAAAGGCACUCCAUUCAGGAGCUCUCCGCCUGGUGUGCCGCCCGUGGGCGCAGCUGCUGGACUCGGGGGAACUGUGCCGGCGGCGGCGGCAGUGCGGCGUGGCGGAGGCGUGGGUGUACGUGCGCACGCGCGACGGCGGUUACCGCAACUACUGGCGCGCGUUCGACACCACCACGCGCACAUGGCACGCGCUGCCGCCCCUGCCGCCGCUGCUGCUCCCGGGGGAGAGUGCGAGCGCCACAGAGAAUGCCAUGCAGGUGCGAGGGCUGGGGUCAGCAGCAGUGGGCGGCAAGCUGUACGUGUUUGGCGGGUGGCGCGAGGGCGGGCCGGCGCUGCAGUGCACGUGGUGCUACGACCCCUGCACGCACCGCUGGCAGCGCCGCGCCGACAUGGGCAUCGCACGCUGCUACAUGGCGUCCGGCACCCUGCCGCGCGCCCAGGUCGCUGAUGGGGAGGACGGUACAGGACAGGGCGAGGGGGGAGGGGGAGGUGGGGAAGGAGGAAAAUGUGGAGGAGGAGAAGGUAUGGCAAGAUCUUGUGAAGCUGACAUGGGCAGUGCAGCCAGCAACCCCAGAAGCAGAACCAGAAGCAGCACAACCAUCACUGCCAGCGACUGCGGCGAUGACGGUGUGAUCCUCGUGGCGGGCGGCAUGGUUCGUCCGCGCCUGCACCCGAGCGAGCUGCUGGUGGCAGCGGAGCAGUACGUCGUGCAGCGCGACGAGUGGGUGGCUCUGCCGCCCAUGCCACAGCCCAUGCUGUUCUCCUCGGGUGUCACCCUCUCAGGCCGCUUCCUCGUCAGCGGCAACUUCACUGAUGAGGGGCAGAGGGGGGCGGUGUACAGCCCGCGUGCGCGGCAGUGGCAGCCCAUAGUGCAUCGGUCGCUGGCGACGUCGCUGCUGUCCCCGUGCGCCGCGCUGGGCGACUUGCUCUUCUGCAUCAAGGACGCCCUGCAGGUGUGGAACCCGGGGCGCGGCGACUGGGACCUGGUGGAGGGCGAGGGGCGCAUAUUCACGGACACGCGCUUCCCCUGCUGGGUGUGCUGCAUGGCGUUCGUGGGGCGGCGCCUCUUCCUCGUGCACCAGAACUCCUCCAUCACGGCCGUCACUCUCCACCUGCACUACCCCUCUCCCUCUGCCACCGCUCCUGCUGCUGUGCCGCCCACUGGUUCCCUUCCUGCCACUCCAACUCGCCCUGGGUCGGCCAUUAGUCCAGAUGCGCUGAAUGCUGGUUCGCCCCCCCCUGCUGCAGCUGCUUCGGGUGCUAUGGGAGUGUCUGUGGCAGCUGGAGUGAUGGGUGCGCACCGCACGGAAGCAGGAGGUGCCGUUGAGGCUGAGGCACAAGCACGUGCUGCCACUGCUGCUGCCAAUUCUGGUGUUGUCAAUGGGGGUGACAGGAGGCAGGAAGACGAGAGAGCAGUGGCGGAGAGGGAAGCAGCAGCAGAGAGGGCGAUGAGGGAGGUAGCAGAGGCGGUGGCAGCAGCAGAGGCGGUGGGCGUGCCGUCCGCAGUGGCCCCUGCAGCGGGGCAUGUGGCGGGGCAGAUCUCCCAUGCCAUGGCGGCUGGUGCGCACGCAUGGCAGCAAGGGAGGGACACGGCAGCAGAGGGUGUGGGGGAGGCAGUGCGGGAAAUGGGGUCAGAGGCAAGGGAUGUGCUUGUGAGUCCUGCGAGCCGUGGCGCUGAGGAAUGGAGGAGGGUACGGCGUGGGGGCGAGGGGAGCACACCCUUGGCAGGGCAAGCGAGUGAGGGUGCGAGGGGGGGUGGUGAUGGGUGGAAUGGGGGGUGGUGGGGAGAGAAGCCAUGGCGUUCGGGGGGGAGUGGGAAGGGGAAGGUGCAGCAGGUGGAGGUGAGGGUGGAGGAGGUGGUGAGAGUGAGUGAGGGCGUUGCAGCAGAUGAUGAACAGGCCAUCGACUGUUACGUCCUUGAGGCAUAG
This is a messenger RNA of Closterium sp. Naga37s-1, 1950 nucleotides long. The record is from the annotation of a GenBank genome assembly. Lineage: Eukaryota; Viridiplantae; Streptophyta; Zygnematophyceae; Desmidiales; Closteriaceae.